Molecule: messenger RNA, 627 nt
Organism: Heterobasidion irregulare TC 32-1
Lineage: Eukaryota; Fungi; Basidiomycota; Agaricomycetes; Russulales; Bondarzewiaceae
Exons: 5
Coding region: 35-517 (160 amino acids)
Biological process (GO): translation
Cellular component (GO): cytosolic large ribosomal subunit; ribosome
Molecular function (GO): structural constituent of ribosome
Source: RefSeq, a predicted model, not a curated record
AGACACCAAGCCCGACGACGACGACUACCUCAAGAUGCCUCACUCAUUCGGUUACCGGGCGCGUACGCGCGACAUGUUCAAGCGGGGGUUUAAGGACCACGGCCCCGUUAAACUCUCGACUUAUUUGAUCCCUUACCGCAUCGGCGACAUUGUUGAUAUCAAGGCCAAUUCUGCCCAGCAAAAGGGUAUGCCGCAUAAAUAUUACCAUGGCCGGACGGGUAUUAUCUACAAUGUCACUCCCCAUGCUGUUGGUGUCAUCGUCCACAAGGUUGUGGGCAACCGCUACCUGGAGAAGCGCGUCAACAUCCGUGUUGAGCACAUCAAGCACUCAAAAUGCCGGCAGGAGUUUUUGGACCGGGUGAAGCGGAACCACGAGGCACAUGUCGAGGCGAAGGCCAAGGGUGAGCGUGUUUCGUUGAAGCGCCUCCCUGGUCUCCCGCGUGAAGCCCGCACCGUCUCUUCCGCCGACAACACCCCUCAAACUAUCGUCCCUGUCCCUUACGAGACCACUAUCUAAAAUGUUUCUCGGCGACUGGGAGUGAUGGCCGUGCUGGAUCGUCGUGCAUUUUCACCAGGUUUCUACUCAUGUUUUACCUUUAUUUUCGCCAUGAGACUAUGCAACGAAUA